AUGGCUUUGCUCGACGUCCUCAUCAUAGGCGGCGGCCCAGGCGGCCUUGCUGCCGCGACCGGCCUCGCGCGUCAGCUCUAUACCGCCGUCGUCUUCGACUCGGGUGUCUACCGCAAUGCCCCGACCAAACAUAUGCACAACGUUCCUACUUGGGAUCACCGCGACCCCGCCGACUUCCGGGCCAAGGCGCGCUCCGACGUCCUCGCUCGCUAUGAUACCAUCAAGUUCGAGAAGACCACGAUCGAGUCGGUUCGCCGCAGGGACGACGGCCGCUUCGAGGCCAAGGAUAUCAACGGCACUGUUUGGGCUGGCAAGAAGAUCGUCCUAGCGUCUGGCAUGCGGGAUAUCUUCCCCGACAUCCCAGGAUACGCCGAAGCUUGGGGCCGGGGAGUGUACCACUGCUUGUUUUGCGAUGGAUACGAAGAUCGGGGCGCGUCGUCGGCUGGUGUCCUGGCCAUUGGCGAUGUUGCCAAUGUGUCCCCCGCCUUGAAUCUGGCGCGUAUGGCUAAGCGCCUCGCGGAGAAAGUUGUCAUCUACACCAAUGGCGCAACCGAACUCAUGGACCAAAUCGUCGCCGCGCUUGGCAGCGACCCCGUCAUCACGUUUGAUAACCGCCGCGUGGUCCGGCUCGAAAAAGUCGACGAGGACCGUUCUGAAACGAUUGUGUAUUUUGACGAUGGAAGUAGCGUCUCGCAAGGUUUUCUCGUCCACAAGCCAAAGACCGAGGUCAACGGCCCGUUUGCGAAACAGCUCUCGUUGGAGAUGACUGAGACGGGUGCCAUCAAGACCAACCUGCCAUUCUACGAGACUUCCGUUAAUGGUGUGUUUGCUGUCGGCGAUUGCGCAAGCUCAAUGCCAGCCGUCGUUAACGCGUUGGCCAUGGGUGCGUUUGCGGCUGGUGGGCUCGCGGCCCAGCUGGGAGCUGAG
This is a messenger RNA of Trichoderma virens Gv29-8, 927 nucleotides long. RefSeq lists its product as uncharacterized. The record is from RefSeq and is a predicted model, not a curated record. Lineage: Eukaryota; Fungi; Ascomycota; Sordariomycetes; Hypocreales; Hypocreaceae. Gene Ontology annotation, molecular function: oxidoreductase activity. The annotation marks the transcript as partial. The transcript has 3 exons.